UGCGUGAUCGCGGGCCGGGCGUAGGCUGACGGGAAGAGAACUGUGGACGGUUGUGACAGAGAGAACGGUUGUGACAGAGAGAACGGUAAUGAGGUGUUCUAUAUAACGGUGAUUACACAUUCCAGUGUAGGCCAUAUUAUAGAAAGAUUAGUGUAUCAGGUCACACAAGUUGCUACAGGGAUGCAUGUACAUAACAUCGAAAGAUCCUCAUCUACUGGUAAAAUGUAGCUGAUAAUCACUCAAAGAAUCUGUGAAACAACAACGGUUUGGAACGGAUUCAUAUAAACAGUUUUUAAACGCUUCCUCCAUGUAUCAACGGAAUCGUGACUUUCAAAUUUAACCGGAAGUGGUGUGGCGCACAUGGGUACAAACCGGAGGUGAUUAAAUGCACGUUUCGAGCGUUGGUGUGAAUCCGAUACACAAGAUGGCGCUGUCGCGAAGUUUAUCUGGGUCACGGUAUUCGAAAAUUGGGCUGAUUGUUUUGGGCGUCGGAAUUAUAUUCCACAUAACUGGAUUCAGCGUCCCUGAUUGGACUGAAGUAGACACAGCAGAGGGAAAAGCUAACAAAGGAUUAUGGAAAGUCUGCGGAGUGGAACUGUUGGGAUGUGAAUACCUUUAUGAUCAGCCGGGAUGGUUCGAAGGAGUGCAGGUGCUCGAGACGGUGGGUCUGGUGCUCGAGGUAGCUGCCCUGUUCUGUGUGGCGUGGUACAUGUACCUGGGUUCAAGAACAGCCGUCUUCUUCUGUGCGGCAACGAGUUUGGCGUCAGCUCUCUCCACACUUAUUGGACUCAUAAUAUUUGGGGCGCGGCAUGACCCGAACGAAGACCUCAACUGGGGAUUUGCUUUCGAAGUGAUCGGUGCUCUGAACUGCAUUGGUGCUGGGGUGCUGUUCAUCUAUGAGGGUAAAACACGGACUGGCUACGUCAGCCUCUGAUAACAAGGUCCAAUUCUACUGGACAAGGCAAUAUGAGUUUAUCAGAGAGGUAUUGUUACGGAGUUAUGAGUAAUGGAACUUUAUGUUUCAAGAGCCGUUGGUGCGAUGAAAGAAGAGGAAUCAGGUCUUUCAGCAUUUACUGUUAUUGAGUGGUCCACUGGAAUGGCGACCGGUGAAUGGACAACUUACGAACUAUAACUAUCAUAGUCAACUGUAAAACGGCAAUGGACAAAUGGAUUAUCCAUACCCCCCGAUUCCAUUAGACCGCAAAGAAGACACUCUUUCCAAAGCAUACACAUUUAAGAGAUAGUAUAGAAAAAGUCGAGAUGUGCAUCACGAAUGUCACAUUGGGUGAUGGGAAUGGCGAACAGUAUGUAAUGACUUCUCAUGGUAUUUAAGUCUUUCACGGACACAACAUAGAUACCAUGCUGCAACAGUUCAUUUCGUUAUGAAUAUUCAUGGUGUUCAAGCAACGGCUUUUAUGUUAUAUUACCAGUAGGGAAACGCCGGCAUCGUUAGGGAUUGGAUAUGUGUUUCUACCAGAUCGGGACCACGGAUUAUUAAAAUAUGAUAUAAUU
Molecule: messenger RNA, 1512 nt
Organism: Haliotis rubra (blacklip abalone)
Lineage: Eukaryota; Metazoa; Mollusca; Gastropoda; Lepetellida; Haliotidae
Exons: 4
Coding region: 386-934 (182 amino acids)
Source: RefSeq, a predicted model, not a curated record